AAUUUCCAUCCGCUUCAUGGGGGGCUGCUUGAUCUAGAUUCUUCUCGAAACAAAUAUCUCUCUCCAACAAAUCCACAUAGGCAUCGUACAUAGAAUUAGCCGAACUCAGCUUGGCCGAAAACGUCGCGAUUUGGUAAACCCUAAAAGCAACCCCUCCAUUUCAAUACACAUUCGAUUGCCUUUUUCAUCGAUAACAUCGGAAUUUGCAGUUUCCUUCGGAUUUUUCAGUAUUCGGUUUAGACUUCCUCAUAAUAUUUAGGCACCGGUAGCUGUUGAAUUUCCAUGGCAGAUCAGCACUUUAAUGAAGGUUCGAGCAUGGGCAGCAUUUCUGGGGAAUCUUCUGAUUCUAUUGUAGAGCUAAGGAUCAAGACUCUGGAUUCACAGAUUUUUAGUUUUCCGGUUGACAAAAAUACACCAGUUUCAUUGUUCAAGGAGAGAAUAGCUCAGGAACUUGGUGUCCCAGUAGGUCAGCAACGACUGAUUUUCAGGGGAAAGGUCUUAAAGGAUGAUCAUCUCCUUUCUGAAUAUCAUGUUGAGAAUGGGCAUACAUUGCACUUAGUUGAAAGGCAGCCUGCCCAGUCACAGCCGUCUUCUGAUGCAAGUUCAGGAGAAGCAGAUGGAAAUAACAGUCAUAGAGGAAAUGAUGCUUCUGCAGGCGUUCCUCGUAACCGAGUUGGGCAGAUUUCACACAGUGUGGUUCUUGGGACCUUUAAUGUUGGAGAUCAAGGUGAUGGCAGUGCUCCAGACCUUAGUCGGGUUAUUGGAGCAGUUUUAAAUUCUUUUGGAGUUCGAGGCCAGUCUACUACUAAUGCUACCAUUACACAGUCUUCAACCUCUGCUCCUCAAGGAAUUGAAACAAAUGGAGGACGUGCUGCUGGUGAGAACCAAGUAGGAAAUCAGGCACAGUCUGGUCAAUCAUUUCAAGUUUCUCAACAAGUUAUCCCAAUUCCUUUGAGUGCAGCCCAAGCAUCUAUUCCUUCACUUAAUACGCCAAUUCCUGAUUCCUUAAAUACUCUCUCUGAGUUUAUGAGCCACAUGGAGGCACAUUCUCCAAAUGGCUAUCAGCCACACGCAUCUACAACUAACAUAAGGGAACAACCAAGGGUUGUGUUACCAUCUGAUGCACGUGGUCUGCCGACACCUGAAGCAUUGAGCAUUGUAAUUCGACAUGCAGUACGACUUCUUAGCAGUCAUGCUAUUGGUGCAUUGUCUCAUAUUGCCGGACGUUUAGAGCAAGAGAGGGAUUCUUCUGAUCCUACCAUGCGGGGGCAAAUUCAAACAGAAUCUGUACAAGCAGGUCUUACAAUGCAGCAUUUAGGUUCUCUUCUUUUAGAGCUUGGUCGAGCCAUAUUGACGCUGCGUAUGGGACAUUCUCCUGCAGAAUCUUCAGUUAAAGCUGGAACUGCAGUUUAUAUAUCUCCUUCUGGACCGAAUCCUAUUAUGGUUCAGCCUUUCCCCCUUCAAACCAGAUCCCUCUUUAGCGGUUCCCAUUCUCCAUCAAAUCCUGUGACUGUAGGUCCUGCUGGUGCUGGAAAUCAUGCACGGCACAUAAAUAUCCACAUACAUCCUGGCACCACUCUGGCACCUGUGGUUUCCGCAGUUGGUAAUAGAACAAACAUUGGGGAAGGGAUGCAAGGGGAGCGUGGUAACAAUGCUGGUUCUGGUUUGAUACGGGUUCUUCCUGUGCAAAACAAUAUUGUUGCAGUUGACCGAGCACAUGCUACUGGUGAUAUGUCCAGUGCAGCACAAUCUGCACCCACUGAAUCAUCACUAUCAUCUGUUGUUGAUGAACUCAAUUCAAGAAUUAGAAACUUAGUUAGUACACAGGGACAUAACCAGGCUGCAUCAGGUAGUCAUCAGCUCAAUCAUAUUGCUUCUAGUGGAGCUGGGGAUUCUACUGUUGCUGUACCUGCAAACCUUGAAACUGAAGAACCGAAGUCACAAUGUCAACGUGCUGAAGGAAGUAACAAUAAUACGGAGAGUGGUGAGAAUUCAAAGGAUGCAUCAAUUUGCACAGUUGGAUGUUCUCCUAGCUCAAGUGGAGAAUUGUUGGUGAAGUCGGAAGAUCCUUCAGGAAGUUCUAUCAAAUCCAGCGAGGAAAAUGCCAAGCCUGUACCACUUGGAUUGGGGUUAGGGGGUUUGGAACGUAAGAGACGAGUAAAACCGACCAAAUCAUCUUCCACUGCUGGUGAUAGUGGAACAACUAGUUCUUCUAAUGAUCAAAACCUGAGUUCUAGAACAGCUGGUCAACAGAUUCUGCAGUCACUUGCAUCUCGGAGCUCUUCUGUAAAUAGGGUAGAUCCUUCCUCAGGUAAUCCAGGUGUUCAGAGUAGUAGGUUGUCAGGAGUGCAGGGCUCUGUUGAUCAACCAGGGGCUGUUGUUGCUGUCUCACAAGUUCUUCAAAGUCCUGCACUAAAUGGCCUAUUGGCCAGGUUCUCAGAGCAAACUGGUGUUGGUUCACCGGAUGAUUUUAGGAACAUGUUGCAGCAACUUACUCAAAGUCCACAAAUCAUGAACACCGUUAGUCAACUAGCUCAGCAGGUUGAUGGCCAAGAUAUUGGAAACAUGUUUUCAGGUAUUGGAGGAGGCCAAAGUGGUGGUAUCGAUCUGUCACGGAUGGUCCAACAAAUGAUGCCUAUUGUUACUCAGGCUCUUGGUCGUGGGCCAGGGGCUCCUCCGCCAUUCCCUGCCGUAGAACCUAAAUUUCAGGAUGAUAUUCAACAAACGGCUCGGAGGAUUGAGCAAACUAGUCUACCAGGUAACGUCUUCCAUGCUGUUGCCGAAAAUGCAGUUCAGGUAUAUGGUGAUGGGAGGAAUGCUGAAGAACUUUUGAAUGAGUUGUGUGGUAAUGAAGGUCUUGCCAAGGAAUACACAGAGAUGCUACAGCAGGACCUACGUCAAAGAUUUCUGGAUAAAUUUGAUGAGGACAAGUCUAGCUCUUGAUUCUGAAAGUUAAAAUUGCGGUGCUUUGCUCUGAAAGUUGUGCGGCAAAUCAUUUUCAUACUGUGCUGAUGUCAUUUCUUACCCAGACUCCAUUUGUAAACUCAGGUUUCUGUGAUGAUUGAUACGCUCUUUGAUCUAUAUUUAUUUGUUGUACUCUUUGUUUUAUUGUUGCAUCAAAUUGGAAUUAUCAUGAUAAAUUAUAUAUUUUGUUUUCAGGCCUUUAGCGU
This is a messenger RNA of Hibiscus syriacus, 3170 nucleotides long. RefSeq names its product ubiquitin-like domain-containing protein CIP73. Gene Ontology annotation, molecular function: misfolded protein binding; polyubiquitin modification-dependent protein binding. The record is from RefSeq and is a predicted model, not a curated record. The transcript has 18 exons. Gene Ontology annotation, cellular component: BAT3 complex. Bases 283 to 2943 code for a protein of 886 amino acids. NCBI's taxonomy places the organism in Eukaryota, Viridiplantae, Streptophyta, Magnoliopsida, Malvales, Malvaceae.